Molecule: messenger RNA, 654 nt
Organism: Quercus robur (English oak)
Lineage: Eukaryota; Viridiplantae; Streptophyta; Magnoliopsida; Fagales; Fagaceae
Exons: 1
Coding region: 1-654 (217 amino acids)
Source: RefSeq, a predicted model, not a curated record
AUGGAGAAGAUGCAACUUGCCUUUCGUAAGGCACAAGGAAUGGAUGAUUACCUUUAUAAUAUGGGAGGAGUAAGUUCAAAGGCUCCUAUUGCAUUGCCUCCCAAGUUCAAGAUCUUCGAUGCAGAAAAGUUUAAUAGGACUGGGGAUCCAAAGCAACACAUAAGAAGAUAUCUAAGCAUUGUUGAAAUGAAAGGGCUAGAUGAGAAGCAAACUUUGCAUGCAUUUCCCUUCUCACUCAUGGGAGGUGCAUCAAGGUGGUAUUGUAGCCUUGAUCCAAGCAAAACUAAGGUGUGGAAUGAGUUAGUGGAGUUGUUUGUGGACCAAUUCAUCUUCAACACCAUGAUUGAUGUGACUUUAAGGGAUUUAGAGACUACCAAGCAAGGUGUGGGGGAGACAUUUUCCAAAUACAUGACUAGAUGGAAGACUAAGGUGUCUAGAAUGGUCAAUAGGCCAAAUGAAAAAGACCAAAUGAACACGAUCAUCAAGAACUUACUUUCGGUUUAUAAUAGUAGGCUUUUGUCAUCAUCUAUUAGCUUAUUUAGAGAACUAUGUGAUUGUGGGACAAGAAUCGAAGAUGCUCUCAACAAUGGACAAUUGGAAAAAGGGGAAAGCAAGCCUCCAACUAAGAAGACAUGGAGGAAGGACCACCACUAA